This is a messenger RNA of Alternaria alternata, 2080 nucleotides long. RefSeq names its product quinate permease. Bases 359 to 1984 code for a protein of 541 amino acids. Gene Ontology annotation, cellular component: membrane. The transcript is spliced from 4 exons. The record is from RefSeq and is a predicted model, not a curated record. Gene Ontology annotation, biological process: transmembrane transport; carbohydrate transport. Lineage: Eukaryota; Fungi; Ascomycota; Dothideomycetes; Pleosporales; Pleosporaceae. Gene Ontology annotation, molecular function: carbohydrate:proton symporter activity.
CUAUAAAGAAUCACGACCCCGGGUGCCAACUACGGGGUAAGGCUUGACCUUGUCCAACGCCAAGUGGACCCUUCCCCGGAUUCGCUGCGAUAAUCCGAGAAAUAGCUCGGAACAGCAAGUGUUGCGGUAAACAUGGGACGAUGGUAGUCCUCGUGCAUUUCCCCGCGGGGUAUGACUGUAAUGAUGGUGAGGUAGCAUCAGAAGUAUGGCUCGGCAAUGAUGCCUUCGAGACGAGGCAUCGAGGAUAAGAGGCAACUCACCCUUCGCUCGAGAGAAUCAUCACCCGGCUGAACUUUUGAACCCUGAAUUCUGAAUUUUACUUGACCGUUUCACGACCCAUACCAAUUAUCACAAACGAAUGGGCUGCUUCAACACUCAUGCAUCGGGUACUCUGGACCCGCCAGAGGUCCGCAAUUGGCGGAUCCACCUCAUUGCACUCAUCGCUUCGAUGUCUGCACUAGCUAUGGGAUAUGACACAGCCGUCAUCGGUGGGACUAUGGCUCUCACCUCCUUCAUUCGUGACUUCGGCAUGAAUGACAUCGCAAAGAGCAACCGCGACACAAUUCAGGGCAAUAUCGUCUCCACAUUCCAGGCGGGAUGUUUUUUCGGGGCGCUUCUCGCUUUCCCUUUCGCCGAACGCAUUGGGCGAAAAAAGACAAUGAUAAUAGCUUCCACAGUGUUUCUACUCGGUGGCACACUCAUGACUGCUUCUCAAGGCAGUCUCAAUAUGAUCUAUGGUGGACGAGCUGUAGCAGGUCUAGGCAUUGGCGCAUCGAGUAUGGUCGUACCUGUCUACAUUUCUGAAACUGCGCCACCUUCUAUUCGUGGUAGACUGGUCGGUAUCUUCGAGAUUGCUUCCCAAGGUGGAGGUAUGUUGGGCUUCUGGAUCAACUAUGCUUGUGAUAGAACCAUCAGUGUCGAAGGCAAGACGCAGUGGGUAGUACCUCUCGCGAUCCAGCUCAUUCCUGGUCUACUAUUGCUUCUCGGUGUCGCAUGGUGUCCAGAAUCACCGCGAUACCUCGCAAAGAAGGAUAACUUCGAAGGAGCAGAACGUAUCUUGUGUAAGAUUCGCUGCCUGGACGGAUCUCAUGCGUAUAUUCAGCACGAGAUGAGCGAGAUUCGGGCGCAGGUCGAAGAGCGUAGCGCUAACCGUCAGAGCAAGAAGGCACAGUUUAUGAAGCUGUUCCAGAAGGGUGUGCGAAACCGAAUGGCCAUUGGUCUUGCACUCAUGUUCUUACAGUCAUUCACAGGUGUCAACAUUAUUACCUACUAUGCACCUCGCAUAUUCGAAACACUUGGUAUUUCCGGCACUUCGACCAAGCUAUUCUCCACUGGCUUCUACGGUAUCGCGAAGACACUCGGCAUGUUCACCUUUACCUUCGUCGUUGUGGAAAAGGUUGGGCGUCGCAAGGGGCUUAUUUGGGGGGCAGCGCUCGGUUGCAUUCCUAUGUGGUAUAUCGGUGGCUAUGUCAUGAAAGCCGAUCCGGCUGGAGCUGCUUUGAGAGGCGAUAUUUCACGCGAUGGUUGGGGUUACCUGGCAAUGGUCUGCGUUUACGUCAACGCCUUCAUCAUCUGCGCAACAUGGCAAGGUAUCACCUGGACCUACGCAUCGGAAAUCUUCCCUCUCGACAUCCGCAUGCUGUGCGUAUCGCUAACAACCGCCGACACCUGGCUUGGUUCGUUCAUCAUCGCACGCAGCACGCCAUACAUGAUCUCGGAUCUUGGUUAUGGCGCGUACUUCUUCUUUGCUACUAUCCUCCUAAUGAUGGGUGUUUGGAGUUUCUUCUUUGUACCUGAGACGAAAGGUAUCAGUCUUGAGGAGAUGGACGCCCUGUUCCUGAGGCCUAUGCACCAGGCUGUGUGGGCGCAGCUCCGCGGCAAGCCGAUCUUGACCGAAGAGGAGGUCAUCGCGAGAAACAAGGGUUUAGAGUCGGGACACGAGAAAAAUGUUGGUGUGGAGAGGAUCGAAGUCGUAAAGAGAUAAGAUCAAUGAACGGCGAUGAGGGGGCUCGAUCAAUGAUGGUGGACUGGUUUGCCUCAUUCCUUUUAUCGCCGAAGAAGACGAGUAGACGCGCAUGAC